Solanum tuberosum (potato) is the source of this 5523-nucleotide messenger RNA. RefSeq names its product putative disease resistance protein RGA3. The record is from RefSeq and is a predicted model, not a curated record. The coding region runs from base 127 to 3546 and encodes 1139 amino acids. Gene Ontology annotation, molecular function: ADP binding. The transcript is spliced from 6 exons. Lineage: Eukaryota; Viridiplantae; Streptophyta; Magnoliopsida; Solanales; Solanaceae.
UUACCUUUACCAAUUCUGUUUUCUUAUUAAAAAUUGUGUUAAUAUCUAAAACUACUCUGUUGUGAGCUCAUCAAGUACUGUGCUUGUGAGUUAUAGUAGGUUGUGUGGUAGAUUAAUCAAGGCAAAAUGGCUGAAGCUUUCGUUGAAGUUUUGUUACAAAACCUUAGCUCUUUUAUUCAAAAGGAACUUGGAUUGUUUUAUGGCGUCGAUGAAGAAUUAAGAAAACUUUCAAGCUUGCUAUCGACAAUCAAGGCUGUCCUUCAGGAUGCAGACCAGGAACAACUGAAAGAAAAGGCAAUAAGAAAUUGGUUGCAGAAGCUAAAUUGUGCUACUUAUGAAGUUGAUGAUGUCUUGGAUGAAUGUGCAGCGAAAGCGAUCAGGUUGCAGGAAAAAUCCCGAAGAAUUGGAUGCAUUUCAAUGCCAUCUGGAUUUACCUUGGAGAAUCUUUUGUUUCGUCGACAGAUAGGGAAAAAGGUUAAAGAUGCCAUCAGGAAACUAGAUGGAAUUGCCGAGGAACGUCUUAAAUUUCAUUUGUCUGAAGUGACUUCGAAGAAACGAUUAUCCACGACAGACGAAGUACGUGAAACUGGCUUUGUUUUAACUUCAGCAGAAGUCUACGGAAGGGACAAUGACAAAAGGAAGAUUGUCGAAAUCUUAACGAAGCAUGUGGAUGAUUUUCAAGAGCUUUUGGUUCUCCCUAUAGUUGGAAUGGGAGGUCUUGGAAAGACUACUCUUGCUCAAUUAAUUUACAAUGAUGUGUUGGUACAUGAACAUUUCGAUUUGAAAAUUUGGGUUUGCGUGUCACAUAAUUUUGACGAGAAGAGGUUGAUAAGAGCAAUCCUAGAAGCCAUAGUUGGGAAAGAUAUAAAUGCUUCCGAGUUAGCUUCGUUACAAAGUCAGCUCAUAAACUUGUUGAGAGGGAAACGAUAUUUACUCAUUUUGGAUGAUGUUUGGAAUGAAGAUCAGGAGAAAUGGGAUAAAUUAAAAGCCUUACUAACAAUUGGUUCGAGAGGUACUUCAGUUAUUACCACUACUCGUCUAGAAAAGGUUGCUUCAAUUAUGGGAACGGUACAGCCACAUCGUUUAUCCUGCUUGUCGGAGUAUGACUGUUGGUUGUUGUUCAAGCAACGUGCAUUUGGUCUCGACAGAAAAGAAAGCUCCAAACUUGUGGAUAUUGGAAAAGAGAUUGUAAGAAGAUGUUGUGGGGUUCCUCUGGCUGCUAAAGCUCUAGGAAGUCUUUUGCGCUUUAAGAACGAUGAAAAAGAAUGGUUGUUUGUCAGAGAUAGUGAUUUUUGGAAUUUGCCACAAGACGAAAGCUCAAUCUUGCCUGCUCUAAGGUUGAGCUAUUUUCACCUUCCUCAAGAUUUGAGACACUGUUUUGCUUAUUGCGCGAUAUUUGAGAAGGGCUCCAAAAUAGACAAAGAAGAGCUAAUUUAUUUCUGGAUGGCCAAUGGAUUUAUCUCAUCGGAGGGAAACUUGGAACCUGAGGAUAAAGGUAAUGAAGUAUGGAAUGAAUUAUACUGGAGAUCUUUGUUCCAAGAAGUGCAACAAACUUCAGAUGGGAAGAUGUUGUUUAAGAUACAUGAUCUUGUUCAUGACCUGGCCCAAUCUAUAAUGGAUGAUGGAAUUCAUGCAACAAAACUUGAAGGAGGGGAAAAGAUAUCGACAAGCAGAAUUCGACAUGCAACAAUACAUGCCGAAGAUAAGUCAUUUCUUGCUUUUCCUAAAAGUACUAUGCCAUACAACCCUUCGACAAUCGCAAUGUAUGGUUCUUUAAGGGUGUUGAUUUUUUGCUCAGUUCAGUUAAAGGAAUUGCCAUCUGCAAUUGGAAAUCUAAUACAUUUAAGGUAUUUGGACCUUUUCAGUACAUGUGUUGAGAGUCUUCCUCAGAGUAUAUGUUCUCUUCAGAAUCUGCAGAUGCUAAGUGUAGAAGAUUGUUGCUUACUUCGUGUUUUACCGAAACAUCUGAAUUAUCUGAGAAAUCUUCGACAUCUUCGGCUAAGAGGCUGUCCAUUGAGUCACAUGCCUCCUAAUAUAGCACAAUUGACACACCUCAAGACGUUAAACAAGUUUGUCGUAGGGAAAAAAAGAUGUUCCAAGCUUAGUGAAUUGCGAGACUUGAAUCUUCAAGGAGAACUAGUUAUUGAGCACCUUGAGAGGGUUGAAAAUCAUAUGGGGGCGAAAGAAGCUCUAAUUUCAAAGCGAAACCUCCACAGUUUAGCUUUGUACUGGAACCAUUCCGUUCGGUGUGAGUCAUCAAAGGAUGUUGAUCUGCAGGUUCUUGAAGCACUAGAACCUCAUUCCGACCUUAAGCAUUUGAAGGUAUCCGGUUUCAAAAGUACAUGCUUGGCAAGUUGGAUGAGGGCUUCAGUUUUGAGAACAAUCAUUACCCUUUAUCUUCAUGAUUGUAAAUACUGCUUGCAUCUCUCUCAACUAGCUCAGCUUCCUUGUUUGAAAUAUCUUUCGCUGAGGGGAAUUCAUGUAGAGUACAUUGACAAUGACGUUGAAAGCGGAGUAUCCCAAUUAAGAAAGUUCCCGUCCUUGGAAUCACUUGAGAUGUGCAAGCUCCCAAAUUUAAAAGGAGUUUCAAUCGAAGAAGGAGAAGAACAAUUUCCGAGUCUUCACGAAAUGUGGAUUGAAAACUGCCCUUUGCUGACAUUUCCAUGCCUUGUAACACUCAGAAAUUUGAGAAUUAUGAAAUGCUCAAACAUGACUCUAGCCUCUAUCUCUAAUCUUUGCGGUCUAACCUGCUUAGAAAUUGCUAACAACAAGGAACUAACUUCUUUCCCUGAAGAGGUGCUAACGAACCUCACCGAUCUUGAAAUAUUGACGAUUAUGGAUUUCUCAAAGCUGGAAGUACUACCAAACAACCUGGCAAGCCUCACUGCAUUGAAGUCCCUGGAUAUUGGUUACUGCCACCAACUAGAGUCUCUACCCGAGCAGGGAUUGCAAGGCCUCACCUCUGUCCGUAAAUUGUCAGUCAGAUGCUCUGAUAGAUUGAAAUAUCUGUCUGAAGGAUUUCGGCACCUAGCUUCUCUGGAGGAACUUGAAAUUUUUGGGUGUCCAAAGUUGGUUUCUUUUCCACAAGAGAUUAAACACCUGAAUUCCCUUCACCGCGUUCACCUUGAUGGUCUGCCAUUGUUCCACUCUAGAGAAGAUACUGUUAUUCACCCUGAGGAGUUGGGUUUCUGGCAACUGCCUGAGGCUUUACGGCAUGUCCACAAUCUGCAAUCUCUUUCUGUAUGUAGAUUCUCAAGUUUGACUUUAUUGCCUGAGUGGUUAGGCGAACUUACGUUUCUCAAGGAACUGAACAUAGUACAGUGUGAUAAUCUUGCCUCACUGCCUGAGUGUAUGGAGAGAAUGAACCUCCAGUCCUUGAACAUUUUGGGCUGUGCAAUAUUGGAGAAGCGUUGCAAACCGGGACAAGGAGAAGACUGGUACAAGAUUGAGCACAUUCCAAAAGUGAAAAUCAGUCAAAAUUGUGAUUUUCUUAGUAUCAACUUGUCAUCAGAGAGGUUCAGUGGUCUAAGGAGAUUUCACUUGUAGAAGGCAUCACCACUGAAAUAAUAACAAUAUAUUUUCAAGUUGAUAAUGCUACUAUUCGUGAAGUGAUGGCGUAAUAGUUAUGAUUACUACAGGCAAGCUAUCCUGUGCUAUGAAAGCCGCACUUAAGCCCUAAAGUGAGGCGCAAAACAUGUUGAGCACUUCUCCUCUCUUCACGUGCACUUCAAUAUCAUCAUCAAGGCUAUAAGACAUACUUUUCCUUACCAAUUGAAAAGUCCCUAAUGUUUGUGGGAUCAAAGGAUUAUAGUAAGAAGAAUAUGGAUGUACUGUAAUGCAGCUUCCGGGUGCAAUAUAUCUAUAAGAAGAGGGGUAAGGGAAUGGAGCGAUCGCAUUAGGUUGAGGCCAAUAUACAAAAGGCGUGACAGAAUUUGGUGGAUACAUUGGGAAAACAGGAUAUGCACAUUGGUUAUGGUAGUGAAUAUUGGGCGCGGUAUUAGCCAUUACAGGUUUUCGCGUAUCUGCUGGUGCUUGACGUGAUGGUAUUGGUAUAAUCAUCUGACUUGGAGAUGAAGCGUAGCCCAUUAGUCCAAAUGGUGCAGGAGGUGGGGCAGAACAUGAAGGUUCAGCAUGUAUAGUUGUAGCUUUCUCUGAAGUUUUGCUCUUAGAGAUUGCUUCUCUCUUGCUUUUCGAUGAUUUUGUCAAUGCUUUUUUCCCCUGCUCUGAAUUGGGACUAUUAUUCUGGAACAAUGUGAACAAUUGCAUCAGAAAAGACAUAAAAAGGUGUUAAUUAGUCUAAGAUGUGAAAGAUAAACUCAAAACUAAAGGGAUGUUUUCACAAGAUGAUUAACUUUACAGUCACAAACAAUGAUUAUCUUUCCUAGUAAUUACUUAUACUCCCUUCGUUUCAAUUUAAGUGUCUUUAGAUUGACUAGGCACGGAGUUUAAGAAAAUAAAGCAGGUUUUUGAAUCUUGUGAUCUUAAACUAAAAAUGUAUGUAAUGUGCCAAAACGUUCUUUGAAUCUUGUGGUCUUAAACAUGUCAUUUAGAAUGUUGGAAUAAAAAAGUUACUGAAUAUAGAAUGAGGCGUUCUUUUUUAAACAGACAAAAACGGAAAGUAAGACACUUAAAUUGAAACGGAAGUAGUAUUCUUGAGAACAUUUAGGAAGGAAUUAUUAUUCAUAACUUGAUGUAACUGAGUUUUACUUUGCAGCUGAGUUACCACAAAUUUUAGAGAAAAUGACUAUGAGCUGCAGAUCUUACAAUAGCAUCAGUCUCAGAAUGUGAUAGAAAUAACUCCUCCCUUUCUGCAUCCUCAUCUGUCCUGCAAAUAUGGAGAUGAUUUGACAAUAAGAAGAAUCUUUCGAGCCCAACAAAAUCAAAAAAUUGCCAGCAGAACAUCCGCAAACAAGGUAAAAGGGAUGCCAGGUGCACGAAGAACCCCUCGUUCAUGAAGGGUCCGAGGAAGGGCCGUACCCAAGGGGGUGUGAUGGUGGCAUCUCACUGAAGCAAGCAUCAGUGGCUGAUUCUACAGAUGAACAUGUGACCUAGAUGUCACAUGGAGACAAACUUUACAUUUCCCCAAGGCUCGAAAAGGUCAUUAGGAAAGCCAGCCAUGAAGAGAAGUGUAAUUCCUAAGGCCUUAAAGAAGAAGCUUCCGCUGCGAAUAUGGAUCAGCAUUGCCAUCCGACAUAUCACCGGACCAAAAGAUUUCAGUUUGUUUCUUCCCAUUCGCUGCCGGACAUAUCUGUUCUUGCUCAACAGUGCAACAUGUAGCAGAAGCAUUCAUCAUGCUGUUUUUCAACAUUCCUGUUUGUGAUAUUUCACCACAAAUCCACAAGAGAAACUAGUUUUAUUAUUUUUAUGCUGGCCAGAGGCAGAGCUAAGGGCCGGGGCGUCGUCGAAAAAUUAUAAUGUAUAUUCAAGAUCAAAAUUACCUUUUGUGUUUGUAUAUAUACAGCACAUGUUGAAUCCCUUUGUUGAUUUCUUCAUGUAUUUACUUCUUUAUAUUUUGAAGGGCAA